Molecule: messenger RNA, 1368 nt
Organism: Lindgomyces ingoldianus
Lineage: Eukaryota; Fungi; Ascomycota; Dothideomycetes; Pleosporales; Lindgomycetaceae
Product: Aldo/keto reductase
Exons: 1
Coding region: 1-1368 (455 amino acids)
Biological process (GO): dehydro-D-arabinono-1,4-lactone biosynthetic process
Cellular component (GO): cytosol
Molecular function (GO): D-arabinose 1-dehydrogenase [NAD(P)+] activity
Source: RefSeq, a predicted model, not a curated record
AUGGCAUCGACACCCAUAGAACAUCCUUCUACGACUUCCACCUUCCCGACACAGCAGAAGCCUAUCCCGUACAGCUCUGGCAACAGUCUGCGCACCCCACUCUCCUCUAUUCUCCCGCCCCUCAUCUUCGGUACGGCUACCUUCAAUCACCAGUACAACUCCGACCCAUUCGCGCUCGAUACCACCGGAUUAGUCACUUCUGCUCUCACUCAUGGAAUCCGUGCCUUCGACACGUCUCCAUACUAUGGGCCAUCCGAACAGCUGCUCGGGGAGGCCCUGGCGACGCCCUUCGUCCGCGAGACGUUCCCCCGCGCCUCAUACUUUAUCUUGACGAAAGUUGGUCGCAUAGCCGGCGAAGAGUUUGAUUACUCCGCGCCAUGGGUUCGACAAAGCGUCGCACGCAGUUUGGAGCGUCUUCAUACCGACUACCUAGACCUCGUCUACUGCCACGAUGUCGAAUUCGUCUCCCCAGCCGAAGUCCUCGAGGCGGUCAAGGAAUUGCGCCGGAUAAGGGACGAGGAAGGCACGAUCCGAUACAUUGGUAUCUCUGGAUAUCCAAUCGAUGUGCUGGGCGACAUGGCGGAAUUGGUGCUGCGAGAGACUGGCGAGCCGCUCGAUGCGGUGCAAUCGUACGCAAACUUCACGCUCCAGAAUCAGACUCUUGCCGGACCUAGCGGUAUCCAGCGUCUUCGCAAUGCCGGCGUCGGUGUCGUACCUAAUGCUUCGCCUUUGGGAAUGGGACUUCUUCGUCGGCAGGGCGUUCCUGUCGGUGCGCUGGGAGACUUCCAUCCCGCCUCCCGUGAGCUGCGAUCUGCGGUCCGCGCAGCGAGCAACUUCUGCGACAGACAUGGGGAGAAGCUGGAAGUCAUCGCCAUCCGCUUCGCCCUCGAGACCUGGAUAUCUGCCGGCGCUAUUUGCGGGUCAAAGGGUGAUCCUGCUUCUGGUGUCCCCUGGAAGCAGGAGUCGAACGACGAUGUUGGAGGUGCUAAGCUUGGUGUCUCGGUCAUCGGAGUUUCCAGACCUCCCGAACUGGAGAAGACUAUGCUCGUCUGGAGAAGUAUCCUCGAUGGGCUUGAGGGAGGCGAGGAAACUGCUGUCCAGGCCGGACGGUGGUACCGAGCGUGGGAGUGGUCAAGGAAUCGGAGGAAAGCGGUGCAGAUCCUAGCUGAAGGCGUCCAGGAGAUACUAGCCGACUGGUUCGGCUACGCAUGGCCGAGCCCAUCUCCUGGCUUCGUCAACCAGCAGAAGAAGGGCGUGAAGAGUCCACACGAUGUGGAGGCCCCGUGGCUCACGCCUGCCGCUAGUCCGGAGCCUGUGCCUGUGGAGGGAGGCGAGGUGGUAGAAGAGAAAAGUCUUCCUUUGCGAUGA